AUGGAGUCAGGGAAUAUUACAGGAGUUUCAGAGUUUCUUCUUCUGGGAUUUUCAGAGGAAACUGAAGUGCAGCUCCUCAUAUUUGGGCUUUUCCUCUCCAUGUACCUGAUCACUGUGCUUGGAAACCUACUCAUUAUCCUGGCUUUCACCUCUGACUCCCACCUCCACUCCCCCAUGUACUUCUUCCUGGCCAACCUGUCCUUCACAGACAUCUGUGUUACCUCCACCACCAUCCCCAAGAUGCUGGUGAAUAUAAAAACAGAGAGAAAAGUCAUAACCUUUGCAGGCUGCUUUACACAGAUGUACUUUUUCCAACUCUUUGCAGGAUUAGACAUUUUUCUCCUGACUGUGAUGGCUUAUGAUCGUUUUGUGGCUAUCUGUCACCCCCUGCACUACACAGUCAUCAUGAACCCCCAGCUCUGUGGACUGCUUGUUCUGAUGUCCUGGAUCCUAAGUAUCCUGCAUGCCUUGUUAGAAACCUUAAUGGUGUUGCGGCUGUCAUUCUGUACAGAGGUGGAAAUCCCCCACUUUUUCUGUGAACUCAAUCAGAUGAUCCAGCUUGCCUGCUCUGAUACCUUUCUCAAUAACGUGGUGAUGUAUUUUGCAGUUAUGUUCCUGGCUGGUGGUCCCUUCCUUGGGAUCCUCUACUCUUAUUCUAAGAUAGUUUCCUCCAUACUUGGGAUCUCUUCAGCUCAGGGCAAGUACAAAGCCUUUUCCACCUGUACAUCUCACCUGUCAGUUGUCUCCUUAUUUUAUUGUACGAGCCUAGGCGUGUACUUUAGCUCUACUGCUACCCAGAGCUCCCAUGCAAGUGCAGUGGCCUCAGUGAUGUAUACGGUGGUGACACCCAUGCUGAACCCCUUCAUCUACAGCCUGAGGAACAAAGACAUAAAGAAGGCUCUGAUGAGAUUCUCUGAGGUGGCAGCUCUAAAAGGGCCAGUUGUCCUGGGACUGAAGAAGUGUCCAUGA
This is a messenger RNA of Mustela lutreola (European mink), 969 nucleotides long. RefSeq names its product olfactory receptor-like protein OLF4. Gene Ontology annotation, cellular component: membrane. The record is from RefSeq and is a predicted model, not a curated record. Bases 1 to 969 code for a protein of 322 amino acids. The transcript has a single exon. Gene Ontology annotation, biological process: G protein-coupled receptor signaling pathway. Lineage: Eukaryota; Metazoa; Chordata; Mammalia; Carnivora; Mustelidae. Gene Ontology annotation, molecular function: G protein-coupled receptor activity; olfactory receptor activity.